Molecule: messenger RNA, 1359 nt
Organism: Eremothecium sinecaudum
Lineage: Eukaryota; Fungi; Ascomycota; Saccharomycetes; Saccharomycetales; Saccharomycetaceae
Gene: OSH6
Product: oxysterol-binding protein OSH6
Exons: 1
Coding region: 1-1359 (452 amino acids)
Cellular component (GO): membrane; intracellular membrane-bounded organelle; cytosol
Molecular function (GO): sterol binding
Source: RefSeq, a predicted model, not a curated record
AUGGUUAUAUCUAAGGCCCUGAAAUCUUUUGCCAACCACGGCAAUCACAGUCCUAAUGUUAGUACUUAUAGUGAAGCCAAUGGAAGUGCUGGCAGUAAUGUUAAUCCUUCGGUGAGAACCUGUUCUCAAGGCCAGGCGCUUGAUACCGAUGAUAUUGAUGAGAAUGAUGAAUCUGGUCAAAAUAUACUCCUAAGUAUUAUAUCACAAUUGAAACCCGGUUCUGAUUUAACGAGGAUCACGUUACCAACAUUUAUUCUUGAGAAGAAAUCAAUGCUUGAAAGGAUAACUAAUCAGUUACAGUGUCCGGAAUAUAUUCUGGAUGCGCAUGCCGAGUUGGAAGAGUUGCAGAGGUUUGUUAAAGUUGUAAGGUGGUAUUUGGCCGGUUGGCAUAUUGCUCCUAAAGCUGUUAAGAAGCCAUUGAAUCCUGUUCUUGGUGAGUUUUUCACCGCAUAUUGGGACUUGCCUAAUAAGCAACAGGCGUUUUAUAUUGCGGAACAAACCAGCCACCACCCGCCUAAGUCGUCUUAUUUCUAUAUGAUACCGGAAUCAAAUAUUCGAGUUGAUGGUAUGACUAUACCAAGAUCUAAAUUUCUAGGUAAUUCAACAGCUGCAAUCAUGGAGGGGUUGUCUGUUUUGCAGUUUUUGGAUAUAAUUGACCCAGAAACUGGUAAGCCAGAAAGAUAUACCCUUACCCAACCGAAUAUGUAUGCCCGUGGUAUACUAUUUGGAAAGAUGAGGCUUGAACUAGGCGACCACAUGAUAAUCAAGGGCCCAAAGUACCAAGUAGAUAUUGAGUUUAAAACGAAAGGGUUUAUUUCAGGAACAUAUGAUGCUAUUGAGGGUGUGAUAAAAGAUUACAAAGGGAAAAGCUACUAUGAAAUAACCGGUAAAUGGAAUGAUAUAAUGUAUAUUAAAGACUUAAGGACUAAGCAUUGUGCUCCAACAGUUUUCAUUGAUGUCCAUCGUGAUACUCCGCUCAAGCCGCAAGUUCGUCCACUGGAAGAACAAGGUGCGUUGGAAUCCAGAAGGUUAUGGAAAAAAGUCACAGAUGCAUUGUCUUUGCGUGAUCAUAAGGUGGCUACUGAUGAGAAAUUUUUAAUUGAGAACCACCAACGAACGUUAGCUAAAAAGAGGAUCGAGGAGGGCGUAGAAUUUCACCCCAAAUUGUUUAGGCCUUCCAAGCCGGGUGAAGAUUUAGAGUUCUAUAUUUACAAAAAUAUUCCAGUUGGUAGAGACCACGAAGCCCAGAUUAGGUCCAUUUUGGAAAUUGCCCCAAUUUUACCUGGUCAAAAGUUUACAGAAAAGUUUGGCAUACCCGCCUAUGAGAAGCACGAGCUACAGAAAGGGCAGGCUCUUUGA